This is a messenger RNA of Daucus carota subsp. sativus, 1324 nucleotides long. RefSeq names its product probable inactive receptor kinase At4g23740. Gene Ontology annotation, biological process: protein phosphorylation. Bases 153 to 1214 code for a protein of 353 amino acids. Gene Ontology annotation, molecular function: protein kinase activity; ATP binding. The record is from RefSeq and is a predicted model, not a curated record. NCBI's taxonomy places the organism in Eukaryota, Viridiplantae, Streptophyta, Magnoliopsida, Apiales, Apiaceae. The transcript is spliced from 2 exons.
CUAUUGACAUUAACAAGUUCUUUACAUCAACUUGGAUGAAGAUUCCAAAGAUUCAUGUGAAACUAAGCAACUGAUUAUCAUUCCGAUUCCUUUCUCCUUUCUUUGAUCCUGUCAAGAAUGCACCGCAGAAAAAGCUUAUCAGAAUCCCGAAUAUGGUAGAAUUUCAGGCCAAUUACUUGUUCUUGAUUUUCCUAUUGGUGCUGGUGGUCUGCUGCGGUUACAGGAAGAUCAGGUUGAAGCUCGAAGAAUAUUACAAGGUGAGACCAAAAGGAGAUGCAGAUCACGAGAAACAAACCGAUGAAAGUCCUGUGUCAUUGCUGCAAGUCACAGUGUCACGCCCCAUAAGGGUGAUAUUUGGUGAUGAAGCUGUUCUAGAGAAGUAUGAUCCUUCAGAGCUGGCUCAAAUUCCGAAACCUAGGCUCGGGGAGGGGACACUAGGGACUUUAUAUAAGGCUGUGCACAAAUUUGGCUCUACAGUUACUAUCAGGAAGAUACGGAAGGAGGUGGCUAGUUCUGAUGAUUUCGAGUUCUGGAUCAAGUUUUUUGGAGGUCUGCGAAAUGAUUCAAUCUCGAAACCGAUCUUUAGUUUCUGGUAUGGCGGGGAAGCAUUUGUUGUGCAUGAGUACUUCUGUUUAGGGAGUCUGGAGGAGCUUCUACAUGGAACCGAAGGCAUUCAAUAUACGCCAUUAACUUGGAAGAUUCGACAGCAAAUAGCACUCGAUGCAGCCAAGGCAGUGGCUGCAGUACACAAACAAGUGAUAACAAAUGGUAAAGCCCUUGUAUGUGGAGUGAUCAAGGCUUCUAAUAUCUUGAUCAAUAUUGAUUUUUCUGCGCGUCUUUCUAGCUACGAGAUACCAUACCUUAUACCACCUGCAACAAUCAUAAGAAGAAAUCCAGGUCGAAUUGCACCUGAAUUAACACACAGCCAAUACAAAGUUCCUAAAGUUUUUACGCAAAAGUCUGAUGUUUACGGCUUUGGGAUACUGCUUUUAGAGCUUGUGACAGGGAAAAAAGCUUCGGUGACAAACUUGGGGGAGUACAUAAAAGAGAAGAAAAGAAGAGAAGGCUUGGAGGGAAUACCUGAUAAGAGAAUGGUAGAAGUGAACCCGAAUGUGGUUGCUUUUGUUGGCAUUGCAAGACUGUGUCUUCGAAAUGACCCUUAUUCCAGGCCUUCAAUGGAUCAAGUUGUGAAGAUGAUUCAGGAUCUCGAGUGACUGGAUAAUCUUCUUGUAAUGUAUUCCGAGUGUCAUGAUUAAUGAGUUCGGUGCCGGAUAAAAUUUUUAUAUCAAUUCGGGUUUUUUAAAACUCCAUAUAUAUAUUUAAU